UGGCCAAUGCGUACAAAGCCCUUUCUGUACCCUCUCUACUGUAUUCAGAUACGUGCCUUUGUGCACCAUUACGACGCGACCCUAAUGGCCUCGUAGCAGCCCUAAAACUCACUAGUGCUUGUACGGGAACAGGGCAGCCCUGUUCACACACACAGCUCGUCUCCAAAUGCGUCCUGGACUGGCGGGUAUAGCGGUGGAGAUGCUGAGCGGUGCUGCGAGCAGGGCCAGGCCGAGGCUCGGCAGCCUCUUGCUGGCCCCCGUCACCAAAACAGUACCGCCGAUGUCAAGCACGGAGAGCCACAGAUUUCGGUCUACGUCCUCGAUGCAGGGAUUUUCAGAGUUGGCAAGAGAGAGGUCGAAGACUGUCACGUCGUUUUACAACCAAUCUGCAAUUGAUGUUUCCGCAGAAAAGGCUUCAGUGCGACUGACCUUAGCAACCCUGCUGUAUUCUGGGAAGUCUCCUGAUGGACACCACAUCUUGAGCAGUGCCAAGUACCUACACAAGGAGCUGCCCGUGCGAAUCGCCCAUCGCAUCAAGGGCUUCCGUAGUUUGCCCUUCAUCAUUGGUUGCAACCCCACCAUUCUGCAAGUGCAUGAACUGUAUAUCAGAGCCUACCACAUGCUCAGCGAUUUUCCCCUGAUCAAAGAUCAGGACGUGGAGGCUCGUUUCUGUAAGCUGGUGCAGCAGCUUCUGGACGACCACAAAGAUGUGGUCACCAUGCUGGCCCAGGGCUUCAGGGAGUGUCGCAGACACAUGCAGGAUGAGACAAUCAUCCGCAGCUUCCUGGAUACAACACUGUGCUCUCGUCUGGGAAUCCGAAUGUUGGCCACACACCAUCUCGCCCUCCACGAAGAUAAUCCUGAUUUUGUUGGGAUCAUAUGCAGACGUCUCUCUCCCAAAAAGAUCAUAGAGAAGUGGGUAGACUUCGCCAGACGUCUGUGUGAGCACCAGUAUGGUAACUCACCCAGGGUGAGGAUCAACGGACACGUAGCAGCUCGUUUCCCCUUCAUCCCUCUGCCUCUGGAUUACAUCCUGCCAGAGCUCCUGAAGAACGCCAUGAGGGCCACCAUGGAAAGCCAUCUGGACACCCCAUAUAAUGUGCCUGAUGUGGUCGUCACCAUUGCCAAUAAUGACAUUGAUUUUGUCAUCAGGAUUUCAGACCGUGGUGGUGGCAUCCCUCACAAUAUAAUAGACAAGGUGAUGGAUUACCACUUCAGCACUGCUGAGGAGAGUGCACAGGACCCCCGCAUGAGCAACCUCUUCAACAACAUUACCAAUAGCGGAAACCAGUCCAGCCCUAUGCAUGGGUUUGGCUUCGGCUUGCCCACGUCUAGGGCGUACGCUGAGUACCUGGGCGGCUCUCUGUCCAUACAGUCUAUGCAGGGCAUUGGCACUGACGUCUACCUGCGUCUGCGCCACAUUGACGGCAAAGGAGAGAGCUUCAGAGUGUAAAGCUCCUCACUGUUCAUCCUUGUAGAUCCCAUUCUAGGAAUCAGGCCAUGCAGGAGUACAGAGGGUUUUUCCACCAGGAAGGCUAGCAUGGACUACAGGACUUUGGUCCACAGUAUGUUGUCAGAAAGCUCCUGAACUCACCAACCCCACUACUUGUUUUUUUGUUGUUGUUUUGCCUUAGACUGAUUUAUAAGCUAUGUUAGCUGUCAAGUUGAUGAUUUCAGUUGUUUUCCUGUGUUUUCUACCCUGUGGCUUGUCGUCUCAAAUUUUUGAGGGUUGUAUGAACUUUUGAAUGUUUAGGUUAAUGGGACAAACUGUGCAUGACAGUGGAUGUUAAUGUUAAUGAGAGAGGAAAGAGAGAAAAAAGAGCUUCAGUUUUAAAGAAGUUCACUUUGAAGUUACUUGUCACAUAGCUGCAGAAUUGGAACAGACAUUUUGGGUAAAUGUUUCAAAUGAAACUUCUGAGACACUCCAGCAACCCUGUCAAAAUCUCCUCAAAAUGCGCAAAGCUGUUCCCGUAAUGAUCAGUACAACCAUAGUUUGAAUUAAUAGAUCCUAUCAGUAUGUUAUCAGUUGUUUGUUUCAAAAUCUAAUGUGUACAAGGGAAGAUGGUGUAGGUUGGCAGUAACACACAAGUUUAACCUCAGUGUCCUCAUAUCAAAAAUGAUAUGCUGGAAACUUCAUCCUUUGACAACCCUAACCAAUAUUCUAUAAAAUCUUCUCUGACUUCAGCUGUAGCUGAUGAAUGCAGAAGAAACUGCCAAAACACCAAAUGCUCAUUAACAGGUUUCUGUCUUGAGAACACACAACAAGAUGAACAUCUUAGUUCAGCAGUAUAAUUGUGGAGCUUUCAGGCAGGGAAGCCAACCGAGAUGUUCAGUUGCCUUACUGUGUGACUCUUCAACUGCAUGCUGAAUUUGACUUUUCUUGUUUUCUUUUUGUUGCCUUCAUCGGUUCACACAGAUACACACCAUGUCAGUCAGUUUCCUUAGUUUGAUGUCAGAUGUUUUUGCACAAUGAAUCGAUUUCCUGUUGUAAUGCUCAGCACUUGCACCGAUCAUAGCAGUUUUUGACUUUAUUGUAUCAACUUUCAGAGCAACAAUAUACCAGAGAAGUAUUACCUAACACUGUCUUCUUUUUUCUGUUUCAUCUGACUUUAGAAUUUGUGUAGAAAAUGUCAGUUGUAUACUUCAACUUUGCUGUCUUUUUGAAAUAAGUUUUUUAUGAGAUCACAUUUCAGGAUGGGUCAGCGACAGGGUUUCUGCACUGUUAUAUAUGUGAGUUCAGAUCGGGUAAGGUUGCUAAUCAUUUUUAGGUCCAUUAGCUCCAGAUCACAACUUGAUUAUGUCACAAACGGUCAACAAAUGGUCACAUUUAAUGUUUUUUUUUAAUCUAUUUUUAUCUAUCUUUGGCCCUUUAUUCCUUCCUAUUUAAAAUGCCCAGUUAGUGCCCAGAAGUUGUCAUUACUAAAGUUCUCAGCAUGCUUCUAAUCAACUAGGUUAAAAGCAAUUCACUGUACUGAUGGGGAUAAUGGCACACCCUUUUGUCGAGAUUGUCGAGUUGUCUGUUUGGUUUUAUUACAAAAAUUAGAUAGAGGUAGAUACAGCCCCUGAGAUUUUGCUAUUGAAAAGGGGGUUUCGGGCACUGUUAGACAAUCAAACAAGCACUUUGUUUGAAGCAUGUUGACUUAGCGACUUAACAACAUGAAUGCGAUCCCUCACCAGCUUCCCAACCACAAACGCGACCAUUUUGUUCAUGAAAGGCGUGAGUUCGGCUGACUUACUACUACUUACUACUUAGUUUUUCAGCCAGUCCUUUCAGAAUAGCAGUUAAAUUAGAAUAAAAUCUCAAAAUAUUAAAUUAUUAAACAUUUUUUCUUGUGAUCUCACCUGAAAUGUCUCAUGGUUUCCAUACUUGAUGGUCUAUCCAAGUCGGAUUCAUCAGUCAUUCCUCUCAACCUGAAGAUAAACACCUGAGCAUGAACAUUCAGUAAAUUCAAGUUGUGAUCUCACCAAAAAAAUAGUAGCAACCCUGCCCACUCUGAGUUUCCAGUUCAAAUUAUAUGAAUCAAAUAACACAGUACAGACAAAAAGAAGCUGAAGCCAAGUCAUUAGGUUUAGAAUUUUUCCCUUAUACAGUAGUCACCUCAAACACUCCUCGUAUUUUGUUGAACAUUCCCCAGCUGGCAGCAGUGUUCUGGCAAAAGAUUAACCAGAAUGCUAUAUUUACACUUUUAUCUCUUUUGGGAGCAUGUGCUAUCAUAUUAGUUUAUCUUUUUAUCUGUGGGGGGCAUUGGGAAUCUUGUGCUCUUAUUAACAGGAUGAAAUACCUGUGAACUUUGUAAACCAACAGAUGUUGUGUUCAGAGCAGUUCUUUUUUAUUUUUACAGAUUUCCAUUUUUGGCGCUGAGAGAGACUCAACCUGCUCAUUAUAUCAUUGGUCUGAAGAAGUUGUACAUUUUAUUCUAAAGCUGUAUUUUAAAAGCUUUAGAAUCCCAUACAUUGUAUAGCCUACCUAGUGUGAAAACUGGGUUUUUUUUCUUUUACAAAACCUAUGAAUAUUAUAAGAUUCUGAAAUAUUUUACAUCUUACAAAUUAAGUAACAGGUUCUCUUGGACUUGUACUUAAAAUGUCUCCUAUGCUUUAUUUUCUUUUCUGCUGAGUUUACAUACAAAUGAGAUUGUAGCUUGGGAGACACUGAAAACACAGGUGAACAAGUUAUUUUGGUUGUAAAAUAUCAAAACAUAACCUGAUUUAAUUUGUGAAAGGCACAUAUUUAUUUUCACAUUUUAUGAAACAAAAAUAGCCCCAUAUAAUUCCAGAAUGAUGGAGAAUGGCCUGAAUUAUCUGUACCUAUAUUCAUGCUGAGGCCGUGUAUAUGAAUUAAUGUGUUUUAUUGUGGCUUUGAAGGUCUUGAAGAUAUAGUAUAUGUGUAGUUUAUGCAUGUAAACUGUGGGGGGGUAACACCACGUUGCUGCCAGAUGCUGGUAAAUAUGGUUUAAGGUUUGUGUCGUUAUUGGCAUCAUGCUGAGAUUUUCUUCUAGGUGGCUUGUAAAUGUUGGAUUUGGCAGCCAGGCUGUGGCUUGUAUGAAGCAUAAAAUGUGCACUGUUUGCCCUCUGCUGACCUAAAAAGAAAAGUGCAGGCAGAUUGAAAAUUAUAAUAUUUGGGAAAAUAUUAAGAGCAUUAUUUUAGUUUUUGAAGGGGGAAGAGGACAUGCAACAUGUUUUUCUGUUUUCCAGGUUUCUGAUUUGUUAUUUUUGCAGAUGAAAAUGAAAAUCAACAAAAAAAAAAAUUUCAACAUCAACUCCAGUACAAAGCCAAAUGUUGGAGUCAUGUUACUGACAAAAUGUGCUGCCAUGGAGUGUUAUGUCUCCUUGACUAAAAUUAGCUUCUCCCAUGUGUUUUCUGUUAUGUUCAGGACUCUGUAGACAUUAAAUUUAAUUUGGUUGGAACUCUGAA
Lates calcarifer (barramundi perch) is the source of this 4912-nucleotide messenger RNA. RefSeq names its product branched chain ketoacid dehydrogenase kinase (gene bckdk). Gene Ontology annotation, molecular function: pyruvate dehydrogenase (acetyl-transferring) kinase activity. Lineage: Eukaryota; Metazoa; Chordata; Actinopteri; Centropomidae. Gene Ontology annotation, cellular component: mitochondrion. The record is from RefSeq and is a predicted model, not a curated record. Bases 167 to 1453 code for a protein of 428 amino acids. Gene Ontology annotation, biological process: regulation of glucose metabolic process; protein phosphorylation. The transcript is spliced from 11 exons.